GCUCGAGUCAACAGCAGCAGCAGUUCGGAUGAUGCAGCACCUGACAGAACCGAUGAAGAAACAGUAGCAACUCGCGCGAGUUGACCGAGAUUGUAGCGACAACAACGCCAUUUUAAGGAUUUUAAGGAUUACUUUGUGGUGUCAUUUAAGACCCGGCAUGUGGAAUGUUCUUCCGGGUCGUUGUUUUUUCAGUACACGGCAGCGCUAACAAACCGCUCGAUGCUAACUGCAGCUCACUGUAACCGAGUCUUCUUCCUUUUGAAAGAUUCCCGCUUUGUCUUCAAUAUAAUCUGCUCAUAAACAGUAGGAGAGCAGUAUGAGCUUCUUUGCAAAUCUCCAGUCUAACUUCCAGCAUGUGAUGCUGUAUGAAAACACUGAUCUGCAGCAGAAAGCCCUGAGUCACAUCCCUCAUCAGCAGCUUUCGUCUGCUGCUCGACAUAAGCUGAAGGAGGCUAAAGAGGCCGAUCCAGAUUGUAAACUUGGAUUAGAUGACCUCCUGGUGCUGGAGUUACUCAGGUGGUUCAAACAGGACUUCUUCUCGUGGGUGGACAGUUUACCCUGCAGCCACUGUGGAGGUUCCACCCAGACCGCCAGCUCCCUCAGUCCCAGUGUUGAUGACCUGCGCUGGGGAGCUCAACGAGUGGAGAACCAUUACUGUCAUAGCUGCAGUCUCUCCACCAGAUUCCCCAGGUACAACAAUCCUGAGAAGCUGCUGGAAACAAAGAGGGGGCGCUGUGGGGAGUGGGCUAACUGUUUCACCCUGUGCUGCCGAGCUCUUGGCCUUGAAGCCAGGUAUAUCUGGUGCAGCACAGACCACGUGUGGACAGAGGUUUAUUCGGUGGCUCAGCGUUGUUGGCUGCACUGUGACUCAUGUGAGAACGUCUGUGACAAGCCUCUGUUGUAUGAGGUUGGUUGGGGCAAGAAACUGGCCUAUAUUAUGGCUUUCUCCAAAGACCAGCUGGUGGAUGUGACAUGGAGAUAUUCCUGCAAACACCCGGAAGUUUUGUCAAGAAGGAACAGUGUUGAAGAGGCCUGGCUGCUUCAAACCAUCAAUGGCCUCAACAACUCGAGGCAGCUAUUCCUGAGUGCAGACACAAAGAAGGUGCUGACAGAGAGGCUGCUCGUUGAGCUGGUGGAGUUUAUUUCCCCAAAGAAGCCUAAAGCAGGAGAACUGGGGGGGCGCAACUCUGGCUCCCUGGCCUGGAGGAUAGCGAGAGGGGAGACCACAGCUGCCAAACCUGCGUCUUCCACACAGACUGCAGGUUAUGUGUUCAUGCCCACUGAGAAGGAGAGGAGUGACCGGUUACUGCAUGUGUGCUACAAUGCUACCAAAGACCAGUACUGUCGCCUGUCCAGCAGCUCUGAGGUCAUCCAGGGCUGGAAUCAGUGUAUGUGGAGGAAAGAGUCGGUGUUCAGAAAGGAGGAAAAGGACUGGCAAAUGGUGUACAUGGCUAGAACAGAGGGCUCAUCUAUGGGACAGAUGAGCUGGAAGUUUGAUUUUGCUCCGGUGGGAAUGAAGAUAAAGUCUAUCUCGGUCAUGGCCUGUAGCCAGACCUUCCACUCGGGGAAAGUCCGCUGGUACUUGCAGUCUAGCAAGAUUACUACAGAAUUCUCUGGAGAUGGGAGGAUGCAGUUGUAUCCCAGUCUGGCUGGCUCUUCUGACUUCCUGGUUGUAGCAGAACUCAGUGGUGGAGAUGGGGAGUCAUCGUGGCAGCACUCUCAACUGUUCAGGCAGAGCUUGAAGGAGACUGAGAAGACAUCAUUUGAAGUCCUUAUCCUCUUAGAAGAUGCCUGACAGCUGCUUUACUCAACAACACUGGACCCUUAAUACUUUAUCACUUUUGUCUGCGCUGAUAAGUUCAAACCCAAGUGUUUGAAACCUUAUUAAAACUCUAAAAUUGAUGUAUGUUGACAAAUCUGUUGGAUGGAUAAAGGUAUAGUUCAGUGGGGCUACACGCUUUCACUGAAAAAACUUGGUUGCCAGCUACGACAUAAGAAAACUGCUUCAGCUAAAUAAAACACCAAUUCUCUUUCUUAUUCACCAUUGGUCUUCGAGGAAAUCAGUGGUCAUACAUCAUUGCAGGUUCUGUAGCUAGUUAAUAAUAAAGUGAAAUUAUUGAAUAGUGUAGUAUGAAAUGGUGGGGGUAAUUUUUAUUUUUAAGUCAUGUGUGCCGUCAAAUGUUGGUAUUAGUUUUGUUUGGAUGGCUGGAGUUAGCUGACUGUAUGGUGGAAUAUAAAAGAUAUAUUUUCAAGUUUU
Messenger RNA from Solea solea (common sole), 2257 nucleotides. It is a transcript of the gene ngly1, whose product is annotated as N-glycanase 1. Gene Ontology annotation, biological process: protein deglycosylation; glycoprotein catabolic process; protein quality control for misfolded or incompletely synthesized proteins. Gene Ontology annotation, molecular function: peptide-N4-(N-acetyl-beta-glucosaminyl)asparagine amidase activity. The record is from RefSeq and is a predicted model, not a curated record. The coding region runs from base 317 to 1795 and encodes 492 amino acids. NCBI's taxonomy places the organism in Eukaryota, Metazoa, Chordata, Actinopteri, Pleuronectiformes, Soleidae. The transcript is spliced from 10 exons. Gene Ontology annotation, cellular component: nucleus; cytoplasm; cytosol.